Messenger RNA from Medicago truncatula (barrel medic), 1627 nucleotides. RefSeq lists its product as uncharacterized. Lineage: Eukaryota; Viridiplantae; Streptophyta; Magnoliopsida; Fabales; Fabaceae. Bases 50 to 1486 code for a protein of 478 amino acids. The transcript has 2 exons. The record is from RefSeq and is a predicted model, not a curated record.
AUCCAUCAAAACCUAAAACACACAUUAAGGCUUUAAUUUGAUUCUUAAGAUGAGACCUGCUCUUGCUUUACUGCCUCUCUUGCUUUUCUUGUUUGCAACAACUAUGGAAUCAAGAAAAGAUCCAGGAACACACUCAAAACUUGUCAUGAAAGACCGAGAUACAAAAGAAGAUAUUCAAGUACUCCUUAACAACAAUGCUAAAAAGAAUCUCAAGACCCAAAAACCUAAUGAUCUUCUUUAUGGAGACAAUGAGAUUGAUGCAAAGGCAAACAAGGGAGCCAAUAAAGAUUUUGAACCAAGACCUAACUUUUUUCUUUACGGAGACAAUGCGAUUGAUGCAAAGGAAAACAAGGUGGCCAAUAAAGAUUUUAAACCAAGACCUAACUUUUUUCUUUAUGGAGAAAAUGGGGUAGAUGCAAAGGAAAACAAGAGGUCCGGUAAAGAUUUCGAACCAAGACCUAACUUCUUUCUUUAUGGGGAAAAUGGGGUAGAUGCAAAGGAAAACAAGAGGUCCGGUAAAGAUUUCGAACCAAGACCUAACUUUUUUCUUUAUGGGGAAAAUGGGGUUGAUGGAGAGGAAAACAAAGAGGCGACUAAAGAUUUUGAAUCAAGGCCUAACUUUUUUCUAUAUGGAAAAAAAGAGGUUAAUACAAAGGAAAACAGGGGGGUCAAUAAAGAUUUUGAACCAAGACCUAGUUUUUUUCUGUAUGGGGAAAAAAGGGUCGAUACAGAGAAAAACAAGGGGGCCACUAAUGAUUUUGAACCAAGACCUAAUUUUUUUCUUUAUGGAGAAAAUGGUGUUAAUGCAAAGGAAAACAAGGGGGCCACUAAAGAUUUUAAUCCAAGACCUAACUUUUUUCUUUAUGGAAAAAAUGGGGUAGAUGCAAAGGAAAAUAAGGGGUUCAUUAAAGAUUUUGAACCAAGACCAAACUUUUUUCUGUAUGCGGAAAAUGGGGUUGAUGCAGAGGAAAAUAAGGAGGCCACUAAAGAUUUUGAACCAAGACCUAACUUUUUUCUAUAUGGAGGAAAAAGGGUUGAUACAAAGGAAAACAAGGGGUCCAUUAAAGAUUUUGAAUCAAGACCUAACUUUUUUCUUUAUGGAGAAAAAGGGGUUGAUACAAAGGAAAACAAGGGGACGGCUAAAGAUUUUGAACCAAGACCUAACUUUUUUCUUUAUGGAGAAAACGAGGUUGAUGCAAAGAAAAAUGAGAGGACUACUAAAGAUUUUGAACAAAAAUCUAACUUUUUGCUUAAUGGUGACAAUGAGAUUGAUGCAAAGGAAAAUACGGUUGGCACUAAAGAUAUUGAACCCAGACCUAACUUUUUUCUUUAUCGAGCCAAUGGUAAUGAUGCAAAGGAAGACAAGGUGAUCACCGAUGAUUUUAAACCAAGACCUAACUUUUUUCUUUAUGGAGACCAUGUUACUGAUGUUAAGGAAAAGAAGGAUUUUGAGCCCAAGUCAAGUGUCGCUAAAUAUGAUGCAUAAACCGUAAUAAUGAAAUAGAAUGCAACUAAUGUAACAUAUUUAAAUAAGUUGUUGCUGCUAUAUUUCAAUGAUUACUAAGUAUGUAUGUGAUGUAUUAUGCUUUUUGAAUAAUUGUAUGUGAUGACAGUCAGUCAUUAGUUA